Messenger RNA from Macaca mulatta (Rhesus monkey), 1419 nucleotides. RefSeq names its product elongin BC and polycomb repressive complex 2 associated protein (gene EPOP). Gene Ontology annotation, biological process: neuron fate commitment. The record is from RefSeq and is marked provisional. NCBI's taxonomy places the organism in Eukaryota, Metazoa, Chordata, Mammalia, Primates, Cercopithecidae.
AUGGAGACCCUCUGCCCCGCACCCCGCCUGGCAGUGCCGGCGUCCCCGCGAGGGUCGCCCUGCUCUCCCACGCCCCGGAAGCCGUGUCGGGGGACCCAGGAAUUCUCUCCGCUGUGCCUGCGUGCCCUCGCCUUCUGCGCCCUUGCCAAGCCCCGGGCGUCCUCUCUGGGCCCGGGGCCUGGGGAGCUGGCGGCGCGGUCUCCCGUGCUGCGGGGCCCUCACGCCCCCCUGCGCCCUGGCGGCUGGGCCCCGGAUGGCCUGAAGCACCUCUGGGCACCGACCGGGCGGCCCAGCGUUCCUAACACCGCGUCCAGCGAGGAUGCGGACGUUGCAGCGUGCCCCCGCCGCGGAGAAGAGGAAGAGGGCGGAGGCGGUUUCCCGCACUUCGGCGUUCGCUCCUGUGCACCUCCGGGCCGCUGCCCUGCGCCCCCGCGCCCUCGGGAAUCUACGACCGGCUUCGCCUCGGCCCUGCCUCUCCCGGCCCCGGGUCUCGAGCCUCAGCGUGGCCCAGCCGCCAGCCCGCCUCAUGAGCCCAGUUCCCAACCUCCGUCGCCACCUGCGGGCCUCUCCACCGAUCCCGCGGGUCCCGGGGCGGCGCCGGGGCCAUUCCUGCCCGGCCAGCCUGCCGAAGUCGAUGGAAACCCCCAGCCGGCCGCCCCCGAGGCUCCAGCGGCCAGCCCCUCGACGGCCAGCCCGGCUCCGGCCGCACCUGGAGAUCUCCGCCAGGAACAUUUCGAUCGUCUGAUCCGCCGAUCGAAACUUUGGUGUUACGCGAAGGGCUUCGCCUUGGAUACCCCGAGUUUGCGCCGGGGGCCAGAGCGGCCGCCUGCGAAAGGGUCGGCUCGGGGAGCCGCCAAGAAACGCCGGCGGCCGGCGCCCCCUGCGCGCACCGCGCAGCCCCGCCGCCCUGCACCGACGCUCCCCACCACGAGCACCUUCAGCCUCCUCAACUGCUUCCCCUGCCCCCCGGCCCUGGUGGUCGGGGAAGACGGAGACCUAAAGCCGGCAUCCUCGCUUCGCCUCCAGGGAGACUCUAAGCCCCCGCCCGCCCACCCGCUGUGGAGGUGGCAGAUGGGGGGUCCCGCUGUCCCUGAGCCCCCUGGCCUCAAAUUCUGGGGGAUCAACAUGGAUGAAAGCUGACCGUGGGACUUCUGCCAAAGGGGAAAAGUUGGGACCAUGGCCAAACCGCGGGCUUGAGGAGAGAGCCCCGUUUCUCACAUUUGUCCCCUUCCUUUACAUUUUAGGAGCUGUGGGCAGAGGAACCUAAAUGACAGUGAUCUUCAAGCACCUAAGUGUUCGGGGUGACAGUCCCUCCCCCUCAUCCUUUGCAAAGAAACCCAGGGCUGGAGUCGGGAGAAGGCUUAAGCAAGAAAGGCUGAUGACAUAGAUUCCAAUCCCUGCCCCCUUCCAUCUCGGACC